AUGAUUCGAAGGGAUAGAACAAAAGUCAAGCCGUACGAUAAAAUUGAGCCAAAGACUUCGGGCUCUCAGGGGCUGAUGGGCAGACUGCGAAGGAUUUUUUCACGCUCUCCGCAGCCCUCUGGGGAAAACAACGUGGCCGACGUUUCGAAUGUCUCGAAUGUCUCAAACCUCUCAGUGCUGAGUGACGCCAAUCCAAACAGAACGCUUUCUGAGUUUUUCAAAAGCAAGGGAGAUGCUCCUCUCAACGACAUUGAAGUGGAGGGAGUGCUUUCUCUGAUCAACAAAGUGCACCAGCAGAACCAAUCGCAACUGGAGACAUUUCGUCAUUCUCAGAAUGAGUCUCAGUUUUUGUCCUCAUCCGGGCUCAAACCUAACGAAAGUAGCUUUUUCAGCAAUCCGACCGUGUUGCGACCUGCUUCUGUGAAGCCAACUGCCAAAGACGUGCCCACAUAUACUCCCAGAGAGGACAAGAUUAUUCGGCAUCCGCAACCAUUUCCAACGACGCUCAAAAAACGCGUGGUCCAAUACUCAAGCUUGCCUUCGCCUUACAGGAUGAGACUUGAGACGCCUGUGAAACCACGCGUGGAGAAAAGGGAAAUUAAGAGCAGGACUGCUAAUAAAGUGCUGAGCAUAUUGGAGAACCCAGACGCACUGGAAGAAAAGGAGGACAAGAGUCUAGACGAGCAAAAAUCUCCAGUCGCUAAGGUCAAGCCUAACUCAUCCACUCCCGAGCCACAGCCGCUUCCAAAGGAAACUACGGUGCCUAAGGAAGAGCCAGAGAUUAUAGAGAUUGAUUCUGAAGACGAUAUGCCAGAACAGAAGUCCGAGCCUACGCCGGAGCCAGUGAAACCAGAACUGCCAGUGCAGCCAGUGCAACCCCAGAAGCCUAAAGAGAACAAACCUGCAGCUAGUCCACCAUCUACCUCAUUGCCUCUUUUUGCUGCUUCCAAAGGUGCCGAGCCAGUGGAGCAAAAUAAAGCAAAAAUUGAAGAGUUGCCUCAAGACACGCCAAUCGAGCCGGCUGUUGUUUCUAAGCCUGAGGUGGUCCCUGAAGAAAUACAAAAACCCAAGUUCACCUUCAGACCAGCCGAGGCGAAGCCCUUCGUUCCUAACGUCCCGUCAAAGUCGUCAUCUUUGGAGAUUAUCGAGAAAUUCACAUUCCCAGAGGUUGAGACCCCAAGCUCACCUGAGACACCAUUCUUGCCGCUACCUCAGCCAGCAGUGAUCGACCACUUCUCUUUCCCUGAUGUCGAGACGCUGGAUCCUGAAACGCUCAACAGCAUUAAUCCAGAAGCUGUCAAACUCUAUAGCUCUGUGUUCACGUUCUGA
Messenger RNA from Ogataea angusta, 1329 nucleotides. RefSeq lists its product as uncharacterized. Lineage: Eukaryota; Fungi; Ascomycota; Pichiomycetes; Pichiales; Pichiaceae. The transcript has a single exon. Gene Ontology annotation, cellular component: nuclear pore; nuclear pore nuclear basket. The coding region runs from base 1 to 1329 and encodes 442 amino acids. The record is from RefSeq and is a predicted model, not a curated record. Gene Ontology annotation, molecular function: structural constituent of nuclear pore. Gene Ontology annotation, biological process: intracellular mRNA localization; telomere tethering at nuclear periphery; poly(A)+ mRNA export from nucleus.